Molecule: messenger RNA, 3960 nt
Organism: Trichobilharzia regenti
Lineage: Eukaryota; Metazoa; Platyhelminthes; Trematoda; Strigeidida; Schistosomatidae
Source: the annotation of a GenBank genome assembly
AUGAAAAUUAACUGUUCAAAGCACUUUUUGUAUCUUUCAACUAUCAGUUUAUUUAUUUGCUUUACAAGUGAAAUUGUACACGACAGCUCAGUUAAUAUUUCAAGAGAAACGAGGAAAUUCUUCACAAGAAGUGAAUUUGACUUACACAUUGAAUACUUAACCCUCAGCUUGAUUACUACACACAACCAUUCACUGAAUAAAAUCUACGAACCGAAUAUUUUUGAAAAAUGCUAUACACAUAUCGACACAAAUCAGUGUCAUAUUGUAUUGGGUAUAUGUGUUGCUGAAGUGGAUUAUAUAAACAAUAAACAUCAGCAUAUUUCAGUGAAUACACCAAUUUUAAUAAAACAUCAUGAAAAUUUAAUUCAAGCUUAUAAUCGGACACCAUCAUUUUCAUGGGAAAUUUAUAAUGAAUUAUUGCCAGUUGGUUGUGAAAUAGGACAUGAACAAAUAAUGACCGGUGUACUUAAUAUAAAUACUUCUAUAAAUCAAUUGAAUUUAACCUACAACUUAAAGUUAAGUACAAUGAUUAAAAACAGCCUUCAAGUGUUAUUCAAUGUAUACCAUCUAACGUCCAAUGGAGAUUUAUGGCUAAUCGAUCAGUUAUCAACAGUUUUAUCAAGAGUUGAGCUUAAUCAACCAUGGAAACUAAUCAACUUAUUUGGAAGUGAUAAUAAUUCAAAUUCAAAUGCAUAUCAAGAGUCUGUGGCUGAAACAACUUUAAACACAUCAUCAUCAUCAUCGUCAUCAAAAGCUCCGCUACAUUUCAGUAUCUCUGUUAGGUAUCGUUAUUCAUGUUCAUUAAACUACUAUGGUGAAAAUUGUAAUCAUUAUUGUAAACCACGUGACUCUAAACACGGUCAUUAUCAUUGUCAUCCACAAACAGGAGAAUUAGUAUGUAACCCUGGAUGGACAGGUGCAAGAUGUAAUCAAGCACUUUGCAGAAAAGGCUGUAAACAUGGAAACUGUAUUGGACCGGAAUUAUGCAGAUGUUUAGAUGGUUGGACAGGUUCAAACUGUGACCGAUGUAUUACAAUGCCAGGCUGUUUAAAUGGACAUUGUUUUUUCAAUAUGACACGUGCUAGCCACGUACCAUUCACAUGUGAAUGUGAAUCAGGUUGGAAUGGUAUGCUGUGUAACAUAAAUGCACGAAUUUGUGAUCAGAAUCCAAAUAUCUGUCAUAAUCACGGUGUAUGCAUCAAUCAACCUGAUCCAAAUGGAUUAAAAGUGCCAUAUCGUUGUGAAUGUUUACCAGGAUAUUAUGGGAUACAUUGUGAGAAACAAAUUAUAGAUUGUAAAUUUCAUGGAUGUAAUCAAAGAGGUGAAUGUCAGAAAGAUGGGAUAUGUAUGUGCAAUUCAACAUACUAUGGUACAUUUUGUCAAUUUAAUCAAACAACAUGUGAUGAAAAUCCGUGUUUAGGAAAUCAGUCUAAAUGUCAUGAAAGAAUUACUGAAAUAACAGCAGACAAUAAUGAACAAAUUACAUUGAAAAUGCGACAAUUCAAGUGUCAGUGUGAACAAGGUAGAUUCGGUGAGAACUGUGAAUUUGAUAUAGAUGAGUGUUUGUCAAAGCCUUGUCAAAAUGGUGGUCAUUGUAUCGAUUUAAUAAAUGGUUAUCAGUGCAUUUGUCCGCCUCGUUUUACUGGUUCUCACUGUCAAAUGAAAUUAACAGCAUGUCAAAAUAAUUCAUGUGCAAAUGGUGGAGAGUGUUUAGAUGAAUCAAUUAGCUUCCAAUGUAAUUGUUUGCCUGGUUGGAAAGGUAUAACAUGUCGUGAAAAUAUUAAUGAAUGCUCUGAAAUACCAAGACAAACUGGACGUUCAUUAUGUCAAAAUAAUGCUGGAUGUCGUGAUCUCUUAGGCUCAUACAAAUGUCUAUGUUCAUCUGCAUGGGAAGGAAAACAUUGUGAAAUACGUAAAUUGAAUAAAAAUAGUAAUAAUAAUAAUAACAGUAAUAAUACACAACAUCAUCAUGAUCAUUCAGAGGAUAACUGUUUACAUAACCAGUUUGUAAAUGAAACAGUGAGAAAGGAUAGAUUACAUCAUCGUUACAACGAAUUCAUUAUGUUAUUUUUAAUUUUGACUAUUACAUUUCUUAUAGCGAUAUUUGCCUUUAGUGGUGGAAUUCUAUUCUUCUGUACAAGUUACAAAUAUCAAAAAGUGAGAAGGUCGAAUAGCAGUUCUCUAUUAUCUCUGUUUAGGAAUAAAAGUGUGACAAGAAAUAAUGAAAGCUCCCCUAGUGAAUUAACAAAAACCCAUGAACAUAGAACACUGAAUUCACAUCGAUUUGUUUAUUCGAUACAUCAGCAACAACAACAACAACAACAACGGCAACAGCAACGACCUUCAAGUUUGAAUAACUAUGCACAAGAUUGGCCUUGUCUUCUCUAUGUAAAUAAAUCAUUUUCGGAUAGAGUAUUUGUCAAUGUACAAAAGAAUUCAUAUGAUGACAAUCAAAAUUGUACAGGCUUGUCAUCGGUGUAUGAAACACCUCAAAGCUAUGUAAACGAAAACAAUUCUAUAGACAACAAUACAAAUAUCGCUUCAUUUAUAAAAUUGGAUCGACCUUCACCAUAUUGUAGAAAAGAUCAACUAGAUAGAGGAGCAAAAGUUCAUCAAGAUAGUCAAUACAAUGACCACCAAAACUGUCAAUAUUGUCAAUGUCAAAAUCUAGAAAAUCCAAGCCAAUUAUCUCAAUCAUUGAUUUUUAAUACUCGACCAGAUACACCACCUCCAACUUAUGAAACUUCAAUUGGUCUAAAUACAAUAAUACAUAAUGAAAGUAUCAACUAAAAAUUCAUCAGCUAACAUAAGAUGGACUGUAACGAUGACAAAAAAACAGCCAUUCUAUCUAUCCUCCCUUUCUACGUCUGAACACUAAAAAACAUUGAACUAUGUGAAAUAUGAAUUGAACACUUAUUAUUCUAUUAUAAAAGAUAAAAAUAAUUAUACCACCACACAGUGUCCAUCUGCUAGAUUUUAAUAUCAUCAUAUCAUUGGAAUUUCUUUUUCUUUUAGCAGUUUGAUGAACAUGCAUUUUUUUAACAAUGAUCUGUUGUAUAACUUCACUGUCUUAAACGCAGCAUUUACUCUGAUGUAAUUUAUUCAAUUAAAUGAAAAUAAAGAGGUCAUGAAGAAAGAAUGCAGUGUAGUAAAAAAAAAAACUUUAAUUAUUUUAUUUAAGUGACGAUACUAUGAUGUUAACAGUGUAAUAUAUACAUAUGUUUAAAAUUCGCUGUUUCUCCAAGUUUGUGUGUUUUCAUUUAACUCUUGUAAUAAAAAGGGUAUGAUUGUAUGCAGUGGAACAGUUUUCUUUUCAUGUCAUAAUGAAAGGCAGAUUGGACGUCUAUAUCUGCUGCAUGCGGAAGUAUUGAUUGAUAUACACUCCUGUUUAUCGAGUUACGCAUAUUCACUAUAGUUCAAGUCGAUGCUCAUAUAAUUGCUUUGUUUUGCCGGUGAACGUCUACAAGUGCCACAUGAUUCCUAAGAAAAAUAUACAAACAGAAAUAUGUCUUCGUUUCCUACUUAUUCAAAUUGAAAAACUGUAUUACAUAAUGUAAGGUGUAAGAAGGGAUGACUAAAUUGUAAGUUAGAAAAGAGACAGAAGUUGGCAUGACGUAAUAAGUGUGAGACAAUGACUAAUCAAUAAGCUUGUGUAGAAUGGACAGGAACUAGUGGAAAGGCGAUAAAGUGUUUUUGUAUAAAAUCUCUGUACAUUGGGCACCCCCAAAUGAAUGCUUUACAGUGAUACACAGAGUCCCUUAAUACCGUACAAAGAGACUUCGGAUACGCCAUCUGUACAUAGCUGAAGCAUUAGCUAUUCGAGAUAUGAAACUGGACCUCUGCAUUUAAAAGCGAUGCAUACAAUCUCUCGCCCUACCAUGGCCAGAGUAAAGUUCUUACUACAAUUUUGCUUCUUUCCUUCAUUAUGUAAGUUUCCUAUUAUUAUUAUUAUUAUUAUCA